Messenger RNA from Euleptes europaea (tarantolino), 3302 nucleotides. Its product is annotated as protocadherin alpha-7-like. The record is from RefSeq and is a predicted model, not a curated record. The transcript has 4 exons. Gene Ontology annotation, biological process: homophilic cell-cell adhesion. Gene Ontology annotation, cellular component: plasma membrane. Lineage: Eukaryota; Metazoa; Chordata; Lepidosauria; Squamata; Sphaerodactylidae. Gene Ontology annotation, molecular function: calcium ion binding. The coding region runs from base 22 to 2940 and encodes 972 amino acids.
CUGAGGGCCUUUGCGGGCAGCAUGCGGCUGUACCUGCUGGCCUGCUGCGUGCUGUCGUGCGGCGCGCAGGGCCCGGCGGUGGAGUACGCGCUGGCCGAGGAGACGCCGCGGGGCGCGCCGCUGGGCAACGUGGCCCGCGACCUGGGGCUGGAGGCGUCGGCGCUGGCGGCGCGCAAGGCCCGCCUGGUGGGCGGCGUGGGCGGGCGCGAGUUCGUGCGGCUGGACGGGGCGACGGGGGCGCUGGCGGUGGGCGAGCCGGUGGACCGCGAGGAGGUGUGCGCGCUGCAGCCGGCCUGCGCGCUGAGCUACGAGCUGGUGCUGGAGGCGCCGCUGGAGCUGCACCCGCUGCGCGUGCGCGUCCUGGACGCCAACGACCACGCGCCCCGCUUCCCGCGCCCCGACUACCGCCUCGACGUGGCCGAGUUCCUGGCGGCCGGCGCCCGCUUCGCCCUGCCCAGCGCCCACGACCCGGACGAGGGCGCCAACGGCGUGCGCGGCUACGCCCUCAGCCCGGACCCCCACUUCGCCCUGGCCGUGCAGACGCGCGCCGACGGCUCCAGCUACCCGGAGCUGGUGCUGGAGCGGCCGCUGGACCGCGAGCGGCAGGCCGCCCACCGCCUGGCCCUCACCGCCCUCGACGGCGGCAGCCCGCCCCGCUCGGGCAGCGCCCAGCUGCUGGUGACGGUGCUGGACACCAACGACAACGCGCCCGCCUUCGAGCACUCCGUCUACCGGGCCCGCGUGCCGGAGGACGCCCCCCGCGGCGCGCCCGUGGCCCGCCUGCGCGCCGACGACCCCGACGAGGGCGCCAACGGCGAGGUGCGCUACGCCUUCAGCAACAGCACGCCGCCCGAGCUGCGCCGCCUCUUCCGCGUCGACGGGCGGAGCGGCGAGGUGCGCGUGGCCGGGCCCCUGGACGGGCGGGCGGCGGCGCCGCUGGAGCUCUUCGUCGAGGCCCGCGACGGGGGGCUCUUCGGCCUCUCCGGCCUGGCCAAGCUGCUGGUGGAGGUCGCCGACGUGAACAACCACGCGCCCGAGAUCGCGGUCACCUCCCUCUCCAGCCCCGUCCCCGAGGACGCCCCGCUGGGCACGGUGGUGGCCCUGCUGAGCGUCACCGACCGGGACCCCGGCGAGAACGGGCGCGUCGUCUGCCAGCUGCCCACCCAGCUGCCCUUCCAGCUGCGCUCCUCCUUCGACAGCUACUACACCCUGGUCACCAGCGGCCUGCUGGACCGCGAGCGGGUCGCCGAGUACAACCUCACCGUCACCGCCUCCGACCUGGGCUCGCCGCCCAUGGCCAGCCAGAAGGCCCUGCGGCUGCAGAUCGCCGACGUGAACGACAACCCGCCCCGCUUCCUCACCCAGCGGCGCGAGGUGGAGGUGGCCGAGAACAACCCGCCCGGCCUCUCCCUCUUCCGCGUCUCCGCCGCCGACCCGGACCUGGGCGAGAACGGCCGCGUCUCCUACCGGCUGCGCGACAUCGACAUCCAGGGCAGCCCCCUCUCCUCCUACCUGGGCAUCGACGCCGAGGCCGGCACCGUCUACGCCAGGGGCCCCUUCGACUUCGAGCGCCUCCAGAGCUUCCACUUCCAGGUGGAGGCCCUGGACCACGGCUCGCCCGCCCUGGCCGCCGCCUUCCUGGUCAGCGUCGCCGUCCUGGACGAGAACGACAACCCCCCGCUCAUCCUCUACCCGGCGGCCUCCAGGAACGGCUCGGUGGCCCUGGAGGUGGUGCCCCGCCUGGCCGACGCCGACUACCUGGUCACCAAGGUGGUGGCCCACGACCCGGACAGCGGGCAGAACGCCUGGCUCUCCUACCACCUGCUGCAGGCCUCCGACGCCAGCCUCUUCCGCGUCUCCCCCGACGCCGGCGAGGUGCGGACGGCCCGCUCGCUGCGCUCCAGCGACGCCCUCAAGCACAAGGUGGUGGUCCUGGUGAAGGACCGGGGCGAGCCGCCCCUCUCCUCCUCCCUCACCCUGGGCGUCCUGCUGGCCGACGCCCUGCCCCAGGCCCUGCCGGACUUCGACGACAGCCUGGAGGCCCGCAGCGGCCAGCCCCUCUCCCGCCUCAACUUCUACCUGAUCAUCGCGCUGGGCUGCCUCUCCUGCGUCUUCCUGGGCUUCCUGCUGGUUCUCCUGACCCUCCGCCUCCUGCACUGCCGGCCGGGCCCGGCCCGCUGCUGCUCCUCCUGCUGCUCCUGCUGCCCCGACGACGAGUACGAGAAGUACCGCUACAACGUGCGCAUGCUGCCCGGCUCCCACUUCACCCCGGAGAUGGUCGAGAUCGCCGGCAUGGGCAAACUGACCCACACCUACCUGUACCGGGCGGCGCUGGGCGUGGGGCCCAGUAAUAACAACCUGGUGCCCAACGGAGACGCUGCCGGCAACCUGGCCAAAGGGGCCGGCUUGCUGCAAGUGCCCGCGCCCUGCAUCCAGGUGCAGAAGGUGAAGAGCGACCACUUUAAUGCCAUUCUGGUGCCAAAACCACCGAAUCCUGAUUGGCGUUAUUCUGCAUCUUUAAGAGCUGGAAUGCAAGGUGCUGGGCACAUGGAGGAGGCAGGAGGCUUACGAGGAGGACCUGGAGGGCCGGAGCAGCAGUGGCCAACAGUAUCCAGUGCAACAACAGAACCCGAGGCUGGCGAGGUGUCCCCCCCGGUGGGAGCUGGCGUGAACAGCAACAGCUGGACCUUUAAAUAUGGGCCUGGCAACCCCAAGCCGCCUGGUCCCGGUGAGUUGCCAGACAAAUUCAUUAUCCCAGGAUCUCCUGCCAUCAUCUCCAUCCGCCAGGAUCCACCAAACAGCCAAGCUGACAAAAGUGACUUCAUAACCUUUGGCAAGAAGGAGGAGACCAAGAAAAAGAAGAAAAAGAAGAAGGGAAACAAGGCUCAGGAGAAAAAAGAGAAGGGCCACAGCAGCACCGCUGACAACAGUGACCAGUGAGGGGUUUAUACGGAACAAUCUACUUAGCCAAUUUUUGUAAUCAUGGAAGAUCUCUCUCCUAUGUAGCAACUCCCAACUUCUUCCUACUGUUAACCAAUUUCCUGUAUGUGCAAGACUUCAAAACAAACCGCAGGGAAUUUCACAAUGUCUGUCUAGAUUGCUUAACAGGUUUUGUCUUGAAAGCUUUAUUCAGCCUGGUGUUAACACUUUUUCUCCACUCUGGCUUGUUUUCAGAAUCUAAAAAGCAGACACAAGUUUCUUUUCUCCUACGCCGAAAAGGAGACUCUUCACAAUACAGCCAGUGAGAGGUCGGACUCUUUGCAUUGUGGUUCCUGUGAUCCUGUCUUUGAUAACACUUAUUG